Messenger RNA from Stegodyphus dumicola, 1159 nucleotides. RefSeq lists its product as uncharacterized. Lineage: Eukaryota; Metazoa; Arthropoda; Arachnida; Araneae; Eresidae. The record is from RefSeq and is a predicted model, not a curated record.
CAAGUCUUCUUUUGCAUUCCUCUUCUUCUGAGGUCUAUAGGGUCAUAAGGAUCUUGUUUGCCUAUAAAGAGGAGAGAGAGAAGAACUUUCACUAUUACAAAAGAUCUGCUCUAACCAGUAACAUCUAAAACCUCUGCUUCGCAAAACGUUUCAUUAUGAUGCGAAAAACAGUAUUUAUUUUCGUCGUCGUGCUUGCGCUUGGUCAUUGCUCAACCAUACCUGAACAGCCAGAACCAGAGUUACCUGCCUCACCUGCAGAUGAGCGUUCAUCAACGGGUUCACCAGAGAUAUCAACCAAGACACCACCACACACCCACGAAGAACAUCCGAAAGAUGACCCUGACCAUUCUGACCAUGAAGGCCAUGAAGAUGAGCCAAAAUCUAUUAAAGAAGUGAAAGAUGAAGGUGAUCAUGAGCAUCCAGGGCACGAUCAUUCUCCUGAAACUGGUCAUGACCAUAGUUUGGAUCAUCCCGAUGAGUCCUCUGUAAGUGAAUCGCAGGACGAUUCCAAACAACAGGAGCAGUCAUCUUCUGAAAAUCCAUCUGAAGGUGGUGAUCCUAAGACCAGUGGUGAUGCUGACAAAAGUCGCUUCAAAAGAGGAUUAUGGAGGCGGAGAUUGGAUUAAAGCAUUUUUUAAACAAAAAAGCUUGAGCCUACAAUUAAUUUAAUGUAACAUAAUGCUUCGUAAAAAAACUCACUAAUUAUGAUGAAAAUUGGUGUUAUUAUUGCACAAAAGUUUUGUACUUACUACUGAAAAAUUAAUUACUACAAUAGUGAGAUUAUUAAAUUUCAAAGAAAUUUAUCAAAAAGGUUAAUUAAUCGCUUUGUUAGCAUAAUAUGCGCAUACCAUUGAAAUAAAAAAUCUGGCUAUAUAAUGACUCUGAAUGUCAAUGAAAUAACAUGUAAUAAGAUUUUUAGCAGGUGAAAUGGUUAGGAUAACCGCUUUUGUUGCAGUAGAUUCACUUAUCGUGAGAAUAGUGUAGUUGCAAGAAAGUGCUCCUGUCAGUAGAUAUCUGUAUAAGUUAGAUCAUUCCUCUUAGAUUUUCCUUCAUUUGCUACAUGCCUUUUACAAGAGCAUUUGUACGUACGUAGAUAGGUGGAAUUUAUUUAGAUAUGGUUCACGAUUUUUUGCAUUGAAUAAAAAGAUAUUUUUUAAAA